AUGCGAGAUCUACCAAAAGUUGUAAAUAGCCGUUUAGUGAGGUGGGCUCUCCAGUUGAAUCAAUACAACUAUGACAUAGAGUACAGAAAAGGAGAAGAUAAUGUGUGUGCUGAUGUUCUAUCAAGACUUCCGAUUGAAGAAGAUCAACCUGAGGAGGCUCACAUUGGUUUUUUGAAUGUUGAUAAGGUUAACUCUAUCAUGUCUUAUGACCUCUUGAAACAAAAUUCAUUUACAGAUAAAGCAAUUAAAAUGGCAAAAAACUUUGUAUUGAGAAAUACAUGGCCCCCUGUUGUUCCUGAAAUGUUGAAGUCAUACAAACAGAGGAAAGAUGAAUUGAGUGUUGAAGAUGACAUAUUAUUGUGGUUUGGACGAAUUGUAGUUCCAGAAUGCAUGAGAACUGAUGUUCUGAAGAUAUUGCACACAGGACAUCCUGGUAUUGUAUCAAUGAGGUCUGUAGCACGACACUAUGUAUGGUGGCCCAACAUGGAUAAAGAUAUCGAAGUUUAUAUCAAGAGGUGCACAUCUUGUCAAGAGAAUCGAGAUAAUGUGGAAAAAGUGCCAUUAUAUCCUUGGAAUGUACCUGAUAGAGUUUGGGAAAGGGUACACAUUGAUCUGGCAGGGCCAGUCAACGGAUCUAUGUGGUUGGUAGGUAUUGAUGCUUUGUCAAAGUGGGCAGAAGUGGACUGUCUCAAGACAACAAACUCUUCAACAAUCAUUCAACGACAACGAUUGAGAUCUUGGUUUAGUCGAUAUGGAAUACCAAGUGAAAUCGUGACAGACAAUGGACCUCAAUUUGUAUCAAAGGAAAUGGAAACAUUUUUUGAGAAAAAUUCUAUCAACCACAUAAAAACAACUCCUUACCAUCCUAAAAGUAAUGGACUUGUGGAAAGACUAAUUCGUACUUUGAAAAGACGGUUCUACACAACAAAGCAGGAUGUUGGAAAUGGAAUGCUAGCUCUUCAAAAUGUUCUUUUUAGCUACAGAAACUCGCCUCAGAAAACAACUGGUAGGGCUCCGGCAGAAUUGUUUCUCGGUCGUAGACUACCAACAAUUUUUGACAAUAUGAAACCUAAUCUUAGGAAAAAGAUGGAGACGAAGCUUUGGAAAGAACAAGGGAGGGACAACAAAAAAGUUCGAACUUUUGAAGAAGGAGAAGAUGUGUGGAUUAAGAAUGAACAUGGGAAUGGUUGGUCAGCUGGAGUGGUGAAAAAUAAAAAUGGACUGUACUCAUAUGAUGUACAUUGUGGAGGUGUUAUAAAAAGGAAACAUGCGGACCAGAUGAGACAAAGAAUGGGAGCUGUUGAAUCCGUGUAA
Messenger RNA from Macrosteles quadrilineatus (aster leafhopper), 1314 nucleotides. RefSeq lists its product as uncharacterized. Lineage: Eukaryota; Metazoa; Arthropoda; Insecta; Hemiptera; Cicadellidae. Gene Ontology annotation, biological process: DNA integration. The record is from RefSeq and is a predicted model, not a curated record. The transcript has a single exon. Bases 1 to 1314 code for a protein of 437 amino acids. Gene Ontology annotation, molecular function: nucleic acid binding.